Messenger RNA from Marmota monax (woodchuck), 1116 nucleotides. RefSeq names its product butyrophilin subfamily 1 member A1-like. The annotation marks the transcript as partial. The transcript has 5 exons. The record is from RefSeq and is a predicted model, not a curated record. Gene Ontology annotation, molecular function: protein binding. Lineage: Eukaryota; Metazoa; Chordata; Mammalia; Rodentia; Sciuridae.
GUGACCUGUUCACCAGGGUCAGCCCCUGGACUGUGGUGCUGGCUGUGUUUGAUGUUCUUGUGGCUGUCAGCUUGGCGGUCAUCAGUGCUAUCCUCAUGACGACCACAAAAGCCAAAGAGACUCUCUCUGAAGAACUUGAGGAACGAAGUUCAAUAGGAGGAAUAGAUCUGGAGGAAGCUCGGAGAUAUGCAGAGGACAUCACACUGGAUGCAGACACAGCUCACCCUUCUCUUCAUGUGUCACAUGGUGGGAAACAUGUGGAAACCCUGCCUAUGAAGCAAGAUGUUCCUGAUAAAUCUGCUCCAUUUACUCUUGCCCCAUUUGUGCUGGGCCAAAAGAGCUUCUCUAGUGGCCUUCACUACUGGGAGGUUGAAGUACCAGACAAGUACACGUGGAAUGUAGGGCUCUGCUUGGAUUCAGUUAAACGAAAAAUAUCAUAUAAUUACACCAGUCCUGAGAAUGGUUUCUGGUCCAUUUCCCGGAUUGAUAGGAGGUAUGAUGCCCUUUCUGUGCCACGUUUUGUUGUUAAUGUUGAAAACCCACCCCUUAAAAUAGUGGGGAUAUUUUUACAGUAUGAGAAAGGGUUGAUCUCUUUCUAUGAUGUGAAGGCAUCUUCCAUUCUCUAUACUUUCAAAAGCAAGUUCACCCAGCCUUUGAAGCCAUAUUUUUCCCCUGGGCCUCAUAUCCCAGGAGGAAAACAGGCUUUUAAGAUCCUCCAGGUGCCAGGUGGUUCUCGCUUUCUCUAGAGUCUCCAGGGGUCAUCCUCAUAGACAAUGAAAGCAGUGGCCAUUCCCCAGCCAGGAUGCUGCAGGGCUGGGGUUAGAGGAACCCCCAAGGGCCCUGGCUUCUCCCAGUCUUGGGGGACUAAGGGUGGUCCUGCUCACGUGGCCAGUUCCACUGCUCAUUAAACUCUGCCAUCCUAGCUAAUUACUACUGAAACUGAUUAGCUUCAUUUCUCAACAAACAUCUCUUUGAUGUUUCUCACCUUGCCUCACUGUCAAUUCAGAGUAUUUUACUUUCACUAAUAACCUAUUGGUUCUUCAGAGCUAAACAUCAAGUGCUGCCUAUUUCCAAAAAUUUCUUUGAUCCAAAAUCAGUGACCUGAACUCGGUUUUA